AUGGCGUCUCUACUGCAGGAGGACCUGUUCGAGACCCGCGCGCAGGCCCCGGCCCCCAGCAAGGACUUCUACCAGCUGAUCGUCACCCGGAAGGAGGUAAUUUUCAGAUGGUGGAAAAUCUCUCUUAGAAGUGAAUUUCGUGAAGCAAAGCCUGGGGAACUUAAAGAAUCUCAUGAAUACUUCUUGGAUGAUCCAUCUCUUCAGAUUCAAAUUGCUGUCGUGUUUGGUGCCAACAUUCUGGAACAUAUCUUCAAUCUGUGCCAGGGUAACUUUGACUUCCUGGAACGGCUUCCUGACCCAUUGCUCCUGUACAUCAUUUCCUUUCUGGAGCUUGAAGAUAUUGCCAGGCUUUCUCAAGUUUCACACAGAUUUAAAACGAUAUGCAACUCUGACACACUGUGGGAGAAAAUUGUGCAGAAUUUGUGUGGUGCAAUUACCCCUGAAAUGAGAGCACUGGCACAGGAAGUGGGUUGGAAGCAGUUCUUCUUCACAAACAAGCUUCAGCUUCAGCUGCAGCUCCGAAGAAGGAGGCAGAAAGAAGAUGAUUCAAAGAAAUCAAAGACUAAAUAA
Emys orbicularis (European pond turtle) is the source of this 570-nucleotide messenger RNA. RefSeq names its product F-box protein 36 (gene FBXO36). Gene Ontology annotation, biological process: SCF-dependent proteasomal ubiquitin-dependent protein catabolic process. The coding region runs from base 1 to 570 and encodes 189 amino acids. Gene Ontology annotation, molecular function: protein binding. Lineage: Eukaryota; Metazoa; Chordata; Testudines; Emydidae. Gene Ontology annotation, cellular component: SCF ubiquitin ligase complex. The record is from RefSeq and is a predicted model, not a curated record. The transcript has 4 exons.